This is a messenger RNA of Fundulus heteroclitus (mummichog), 3604 nucleotides long. RefSeq names its product solute carrier family 5 member 5 (gene slc5a5). The coding region runs from base 73 to 2055 and encodes 660 amino acids. Gene Ontology annotation, molecular function: symporter activity. Gene Ontology annotation, cellular component: membrane. The record is from RefSeq and is a predicted model, not a curated record. Lineage: Eukaryota; Metazoa; Chordata; Actinopteri; Cyprinodontiformes; Fundulidae. Gene Ontology annotation, biological process: sodium ion transport; iodide transmembrane transport. The transcript has 17 exons.
CCGCUACCAGUUUCUGUGUGUUCAGCCAGUUGGACCUUUCUGCUCUGUUCCUGUUUCAGACCUCUCUGCUUGAUGCUGCCUAUGUCUGAGUGCUGCACAAGUCUGCCUGUUUCCCCAUCAACUAAACAUCUGGAUCCAGAAGAACCUGAAAGAGAGAAGGACCCUAAUUCUAAAAUGGUGGAGCGUUUUGACAGCGAGCCAUCCAGACCAGGGUUCGCGCUGGCCGACUACGCCGUCUUUGCUGCCAUGUUGUCAGUGUCCAUGGGCAUCGGGCUUUUCCAGGCCCUGAAGAAACGGCAAAGGGCUGUGACCGCAGACGCCUUCUUCACGGGAGGUCGCAGCAUGCCAGCCGUGCCUGUCGGUCUGUCACUCUGCGCCAGCUUCAUGUCGGCAGUCCAAGUUUUGGGUGUUCCCUCUGAGGGGUUUCGCUUUGGCUUCAAAUUCCUCUACAUGUGCCUCGGACAAAGCAUCAACUCCCUGCUGACGGCUUACCUGUUCCUGCCGGUUUUCUUUCGACUGGGCAUCACCAGCACCAACCAGUAUCUAAAGAUGAGGUUUGGCAGAGGGAUGCAGCUGCUGGGAAGCGUCCAGUUUCUUCUUGCGACGCUGCUUUACACUGGGAUUGUCAUCUAUGCACCAGCCUUGAUCUUGAAUCAAGCCACUGGACUCAGUAUCUGGGUGUCUCUCUUUUCCACGGGAAUCAUUUGCACCAUGUACACCACACUGGGCGGCAUGAGGGCCGUGAUCUGGACUGACGUGUUCCAGAUUGUCGUCAUGUUGUCGGGCUUUGUGGCGAUUUUCAUCCAUGGCACAAUUCUGGUUGGCGGUCCUGCUAAAGUACUGGAGAUUGCCAACAACGGAUCGCGCCUUAAUUUCAACGAUUUUGACGUCGACCCACGGAAACGUUACACCUUCUGGAGCCUCACCGUCGGGGGUUCCAUGGUUUGGUUGUCCAUGUACGGGGUAAACCAAGCACAAGUUCAGCGCUACAUCUCCUGCCGAUCAGAGAGAGAGGCACAGUGGGCUCUGUUUGUGAAUCAGGUUGGCCUGUGUCUAAUUGUGAGCAGUGCAGCAACCUGCGGCAUCGUCAUGUUCGCUUAUUACAACUUCUGCGACCCGCUGAAAUCUGGGAGGAUUUCUGCACCUGAUUUGUACAUGCCGUUCUUCGUGUUGGACAUAUUCAGAGAUCACCCUGGCUUCCCGGGGCUUUUCCUGGCCUGUGCAUACAGUGGCACUCUCAGCACAGCUUCCACGAGUAUCAACGCCAUGGCUGCAGUGACGAUGGAGGAUCUGCUGAAACCUCAUCUUCUCCACAUGACGCAGAAGAAGCUGAUCCUUAUCUCCAAAGGGCUGUCAUUCCUGUAUGGAGCUGGAUGCAUCACAGUAGCAGCGCUCUCUUCCUUCCUGGACUGGGGAGUCCUUCAGGGGUCCUUCACUGUCAUGGGCGUGGUCAGUGGUCCGGUUCUGGGUGUGUUCAUUUUGGGAAUAUUUGUGCCAGGAACAAACAGACUGGGGGCGUACUCGGGGAUAUUUGCGGGAUUCUGUGUCUCUCUGUGGCUGGCUGUGGGUUCAACUCUUCAUCCACCCAGUGAGGAGACAAUGGGCGUCCUGCCCAGCUUCACAGAAGGCUGCAGACCUGCUAAUGGCACACUGAGCAGCACCUCUAACCCAGACGAGCUCUCCAUCUUGACCCCACUUCGUCCUGAUGAUCAAGGCGGCCUCCUUAACUUCUACUCCAUGUCUUACCUCUAUUUCGGAGCCAUGGCCACCAGUUCAGUCAUACUUGUUGGGCUGAUAGUGAGCUAUGCAACAGGACCAACGAAGAGGAGCCAAAUUAAAGAGGGCUUGUUGUGGUGCGACCUGAAUAAAAAGAAGACUGAGAUCUCACCAGAAAACACAACCAACAUGAUAUCCAGGAUGUUCCCCUGCUUCGUCCACAAUGCAUUCUGGGAUACACAACCCGCGGGUCACACAAGAAACAACCAGAAGGACAAAUUGCCAGAAAACCCGCAGGUGGUUCCUUUGAAGAACCUGCCAAGAGAUGACGUGCUGUAAAUGGCAAAGGAUAGAACAGCUUUACUCCUCAGAUUACUCUUAACAAAUCCUAUGGACAAGUUUCCCUGCAGUAGCAGUUACAAUAAUGCGUUUGUCUGUACUUCAGUUUUGCUUUUUGAAGAAUUUUUUUUUUUUAUCUUAUUUGAAGUUUCAUAAUCCUGACACAUAUUCAGGGUUCCAUGUAUGUCUUCAUUAUUCUUUCGAAGAGUCAUAAAUAGAGAUAAUAUUCAAUCCAGCAAGGUGUGGUGAAAGACUCUUUCACUUCCUUCUGGUAUGUGACGUUUCUGGAGCGAUGUGCACCUGGACCGUAAACAGAUGUAGGACGGGAAGCAGAUACAAACGGACUCAGUCUGUGGGUACAGCAGCAAUAACUCCGUGAGGUUUUUCCUCAUUUAGUGCCUUUGCUUUUCUUUCUAUCUCUCCCUCUCUUCUUUUUUUUUUUCAUUACUGGAAGUCAGUCACAGCGUUUAUUUCCUCAACGGUAAAUAUUAAAUCAAUAAGGUCAAUCAGUUCAGACAUCUUUGCUGAACAUGAACUGGUGUGGGCUUAUAUUAGAAAAUAUUUUGAAAAUAAUAAGCACAAAAAUCAUGAGAUAAAAAAAGUAAGUUCAGAGCAUUGAAGGGUUUAACUGGUACAAGCUUAUUAUUUUUUUUAUGAAGUUACCUAAUAUGUUUACUAAGUGACUGCGCAAAUUUGAUUUUGUGUUUUCUUAACAUCCAUUUAAUUCACUGCUUUUGCUAUAAAAACAUAAACCUAAUAAACCCUUGCAGUUCUCAACGUAAAAAAAACAAUAGACCAAUUUUCUGUUAUGUUUGUUACAUGGAAAACUGCUUAACAAACCUGUAAUACCUUCAUAACUCAUCUGUUUGUCAAUUAAAGCAGGAACUCUUCACCCAAAUUAAUCAUUCUCUGCAUAAUGAAAUUGAUACUGAUAUUGUGUUGAAUACCAAAUAUUAUGGUGUUAUUUGAAAUAAAAUAAGGUAUAACUGAGGUUUAAAUGAAAUUAAACAGAAAACUGUGCAAAUAUAACUUAUUCCACACAGUUAAUCUGAUUUCUCUAAGCAAUUAGAAAGUUAUUUUAGUGAAUGUAAAUUAAAAAUUUUUAAAGACUUCAAAGUUAUGCCUACGUGUCAAUACAUUUAAAUUAUGUUUCCCGGUGAUUCCCAGUGAAUCCAAAAUAAAUGCCUUUGUAACCUUAAAAUGUAAAAUAACAUUUUUAUUGGUUUUUGAAGAUGUAUGUUAUUUAAAAAAAAAAAACACUUGAACCUUCAAACCGUUUACCUUUCCGUGCUUUGUAGCAUCUUGAAUUAUGAGUUACAUGUAAACGGCUUUACCAGACAUGUUAAGUCGUUUUGAUUCGGAUGCCAGAGAAAACAGAGUGACAUUGAGUAUUCUCUGCCAGUAUGAAGCAUAGUGUCAUGCAGCAUAGCACUCUUCGCUAAUUUCUGCAGCACACUACCGGUCAGCUGGCUGAAAGAAGUCGAAUACUUCCAAGAAAAGACCAAUUUAGCCAAGUAAAAACAAGUAAAAAUUAAACGGUAACAGAAUG